Molecule: messenger RNA, 508 nt
Organism: Prorocentrum cordatum
Lineage: Eukaryota; Dinophyceae; Prorocentrales; Prorocentraceae
Source: the annotation of a GenBank genome assembly
UGGCUCGAGAGCCCGCUGGGCGGCGCCCCUCCCAAAGCGGAGGGCGCUCAGCCCAGAGGGGGGGAGGGCUUUUCGGCGCGAGGCAGGGCGGGCGCCCUCGGCGAGGCCUUCGGCGGCCCUCGUCUGCCUUUGGUGGUGCCCGCGGCAUGCCCGUUGGAAUGUGGAGACCAGAAGGGGAGAGCAUCCGCUGCGUCGGGCUGGCCGACGAGGGCUCGAAGCAGGCCGACGCGCUGCCGCAGGUUCUGGACAGCUUGGAGACAGUGGAAAACCACGACGAGACCGUCCUCGGCCUCUGGAUCACGCUGGCGCUGUCCGUCCUGAUCUUCGUGCUCUCCCCGUGGACCCUGCCGAAGCUCGUCGGGGCCUCCCGCGGGUCGCGGCUGGGCUUCGCGACGUUCGCGCCGGGCUACUUCUGGCCGGCAUUCCUGGGAGAGCCGCCCCCCGUGAGGGUGUCGGAGUUCGUCCAGGCCUUCGGGGCUGGCGACGCCUGGGAGCACCUCGACCCGGA